Morus notabilis is the source of this 4153-nucleotide messenger RNA. Its product is annotated as K(+) efflux antiporter 2, chloroplastic. Gene Ontology annotation, molecular function: potassium:proton antiporter activity. Gene Ontology annotation, cellular component: chloroplast; membrane. The record is from RefSeq and is a predicted model, not a curated record. Lineage: Eukaryota; Viridiplantae; Streptophyta; Magnoliopsida; Rosales; Moraceae. Gene Ontology annotation, biological process: potassium ion transport; proton transmembrane transport. The transcript is spliced from 21 exons. Bases 249 to 3869 code for a protein of 1206 amino acids.
UGAGAGAAGGAGAGAGCAGAAACUGGAGCUCAUUUUCUCUCACUCUCUGGGGAACCAAACAGACAAAAAAGCACACGUCGAUUCCGUUUUCAGUUCUGUCAUUUUCCCCCUAACUUUCUCGAACUCCGUCUUCGAUUUCUCAGGUGUUCGAUUAAAUGCCACUUAGAAAUGAGAGUUUAUGAAAUGGGUUACAGAUAGUGUUACUUAGUGGUUUUGUUCGUGAAGGUUGUUCUUAGAAUUGGGACAUUAUGGAUCUCGGUUGUGGUCUUCGGCAGCCGAAUGUGUUACGCUGUAGUGAAGGGACGAGUCGUAAAACAUUUGACCGUUUUGAUUCGCACAUCUUGUUUAAUUUGAGGACCGGUAAGAAGGCAAAGAAAAUUACGAGUUUGAGUGGUUUUGGGAAUGCAAGUUUGGCUGCUAGAGUGAAAUCUGAUGGCCGUUAUGUACUUAGUUUAGAUCAUAGAGCAUCGUUGUUUUGUAGUUUCCAUACUACUUUCCGAGGCAGAAGAGCAGUUUGGUCGCAGUGUCAGAAUAAUGAUUCUUUAGCAUACAUAAAUGGAAACGGGCCAAAUGCAGAAUCCUUGGAAAGUGGUGAUGAAUCAGGGGGGGAGACCGACCAUGGUAGCGAGUUGAGUGGAUCUAGAGAAGAAGGGGGAGAACAAGAAGGAGAAAAGGAGGCACCUAGUCUGGGUGAAUUGAGGGAACUGCUGCAAAAGGCCAUUACAGAAUUGGAAGUUGCACGGCUCAACAGUACAAUGUUUGAGGAAAAGGCGCAGAGGAUAUCUGAAGCUGCAAUAGCUCUGCAGGAUGAGGCAACGAAUGCUUGGACUAAUGUUAAUCUAAAACUUGAUAACAUUCAGCAGAUUGUGAAUGAAGAAUCCAUUGCAAAAGAAGCAGUCCAGAGAGCGACGAUGGCUCUUUCAUUAGCAGAGGCGAGGCUUCAGGUGGCAGUAGAAUCUUUAGAGGCUGCAAAAGGUGGGGCUGAAUCUCCAGACACUUCAGGAGCGAGUGCGCUUCAAAGAGAUGUUACGGAAGAUGAAAAGGCUCUUUUGGAUGCUCAGGAAGAUAUUAGGGAAUGCCAGGUGAAUUUGGCAAAUUGCGAGGCAGAGUUGAAGCAGCUACAGAGUAAAAAGGAGGAGCUGCAGAAACAGGUGGAUAGGUUGAAUGAGAUUGCAGAGAAAACGCAGCUGGAUGCUCUAAAAGCUGAGGAAGAUGUGACAAACAUAAUGCUUUUGGCUGAGCAAGCUGUUGCAUUUGAGCUGGAGGCUACACAACGUCUGAAUGAUGCAGAAAUUGCAUUGCAAAAGGCAGAGAAGACUCUUUCCAGCUCUACUGUUGAUACUACAGAAACAGCUCAAGGGCAGUUGUUAGGUGAUGAUACUGCUGCUCAGGAGGAGGAUAGAGUGGUUCAAGGAAGUUCUGAAGAUAUCUCUGUUGAAUGGGAUAUAGAUGUCUUGAUAGAUGGCGAUUCGUCGGUUGUCAAGACUUUACCAGAUAGUCUAUCUGAAAAAACCAGCCAGAGUUCUGAAGACUCGGAUCAAACUCAAUAUUUGAGUGAUCAUGAGAACGGAAAGUUGACUUUAGACUCUCAAAAAGAAGCUGAUGCAGAACCAGAAAAGUCAAAGAAUGUUGUUCAAUCCAAAAAACUGGAAACUCAAAAGGAUCUAACUAAGGACAGUUCAUCCUCGAAUGCUCCUAAAGCGUUAUUGAAGAAAUCUUCCCGAUUCUUUUCUGCAUCAUUCUUCUCUUUUACUGUAGAUGGGAAAGAGUUAACACCAGCAUCAGUCUUUCAUGGUGUAAUGGAGUCCAUGAGGGAGCAAUGGCCCAAGCUCAUUUUUGGGCUCGUACUAUUUGGAGCAGGGGUCACCUUUUAUGCCAAUCGAGUGGAAAGGAGUACUCAGCUGCUACAACAGCCAGAUGUCAUCUCCACUACCAUUGAAGAAGUCUCAUUAAGUGCAAAGCCCGUAGUUCGACAAUUGCGGAAGAUUCCCAAAAGAAUUAAAAAAUUAAUUGAGAUGCUCCCACAUCAAGAGGUGAAUGAGGAGGAAGCUUCCCUCUUUGACGUCUUAUGGUUAUUGCUAGCAAGUGUAAUAUUUGUGCCCAUAUUUCAGAAAAUUCCUGGAGGCAGUCCCGUCCUUGGGUAUCUUGCUGCUGGCAUCUUAAUUGGGCCAUAUGGCCUCUCCAUAAUACGUCAUGUACAUGGGACAAAAGCAAUUGCUGAAUUUGGAGUUGUCUUCCUUCUGUUCAAUAUUGGCCUUGAGCUCUCUGUUGAAAGGUUGAGUUCCAUGAAGAAAUAUGUUUUUGGAUUAGGCUCUGCGCAGGUUCUGGCAACAGCCGUGGUGGUUGGCUUGGUUGCUCAUUAUGUUUGUGGACAGCCUGUUCCUGCUGCAAUUGUCAUUGGAAAUGGCUUGGCUUUAUCAUCCACUGCAGUCGUCUUGCAGGUGCUGCAAGAACGGGGAGAAAGCACAUCACGUCAUGGACGCGCUACAUUUUCAGUUUUACUUUUCCAGGAUCUGGCAGUCGUGGUUCUGCUUAUACUUAUACCUCUUAUCUCACCAAAUUCAUCCAAAGGAGGGGUUGGUUUUCAAGCCAUUGCUGAAGCUCUUGGACUUGCUGCUGUAAAAGCUGUAGUUGCCAUCAGUGCCAUUAUUGCUGGUGGACGCUUGCUUCUUCGACCAAUUUAUAAGCAAAUUGCAGAAAAUCAAAACGCUGAGAUCUUCUCUGCCAACACAUUGCUUGUUAUUCUGGGAACUAGUCUCCUAACUGCCAGGGCUGGACUUUCCAUGGCGUUGGGAGCAUUUUUGGCUGGUUUGCUCCUUGCAGAAACUGAGUUUUCCUUGCAGGUUGAAUCGGAUAUUGCUCCAUAUCGUGGCCUUUUAUUGGGCCUCUUUUUCAUGACGGUGGGAAUGUCUAUUGAUCCCAAACUUCUUGUUUCCAACUUCCCUGUCAUUGCUGGAACAUUGGGACUCUUAAUUGGUGGAAAAACUCUAUUGGUUGCUUUAGUUGGGAAAUUAUUUGGCAUUUCAAUAAUAUCUGCAAUAAGAGUUGGUCUACUUCUUGCACCGGGAGGAGAAUUUGCAUUUGUUGCUUUCGGUGAAGCUGUUAAUCAGGCAAUAAUGUCUCCCCAAUUUUCUUCUUUACUGUUUCUUGUGGUGGGUAUGUCAAUGGCCCUCACUCCAUGGCUAGCUGCUGGAGGCCAGUUAAUUGCUUCUCGUUUUGAACAGCAUGAUGUUCGAAGUUUAUUACCUGUUGAGAGUGAGACGGAUGAUUUGCAAGAUCAUAUUAUUAUUUGUGGAUUUGGACGAGUUGGCCAGAUAAUUGCCCAGCUUCUCUCAGAGCGUCUAAUUCCAUUUGUAGCUCUUGAUGUGAGGAGUGAUAGAGUCGCAGUUGGACGUGCAUUGGACCUUCCUGUUUAUUUCGGAGAUGCUGGCAGUCGAGAGGUGCUGCAUAAAGUAGGUGCUGAAAGAGCAUGUGCUGCAGCAAUAACUUUGGACACACCUGGUGCAAAUUAUAGAACUGUUUGGGCUCUGAGCAAGUACUUUCCUAACGUGAAGACUUUUGUACGUGCUCAUGACGUUGAUCAUGGCCUUAACUUGGAAAAGGCUGGUGCUACAGCGGUAGUCCCGGAAACCUUGGAACCCAGUCUACAGUUGGCAGCUGCUGUUCUUGCUCAGGCUAAACUUCCAAUGUCAGAGAUUGCAGCAACUAUCAACGAAUUUAGGUCUCGGCACCUAUCUGAGCUAGCCGAGCUGUGUCAAACUAGCGGAAGCUCACUUGGCUAUGGGUUUUCGCGGGUCAUGAAUAAACCCAAAGCUCCGUCUUCAGAUUCUUCAGAUGAGAGUGUGACUGAAGGAACACUGGCAAUAUAAACAUGCCAGAUGCAAACGUAGGUGGAGAGAAGUAAAAAAAAAUAAAGUAAACAAAAAAACGAAGUAAAAGGAAAAUAAAGAACUGUAUAGAUCUUCCUUUUGGUACAAGUUGUACAGAGACAUACUGAAAGAGGAAUGCAGCAAAUUAUUGGCCCCAUGAAAAUAUUUGAUCGAUUACGGCCUUUCAUAAAAUGUAUCUUUUUUUCUAGAAACAGAUGUCAUUUUUGUUUAUCAAUCAUCUGGAUUCAAUAUGAUGGACAACAUUGCAAAUUUUCUUUCUUAUU